ACGGCAACUCUGACUCAUUUUAGGGGGUUAAAUAUGUUUUUCUUGAGCUGAGCUCGUUGCUGUUACUGACUGACACACCUUGGAGCAGCUGUUUACCUGUUUGACCGGGUGUUAGCUGUUGGGAGCUAACGGCAACUAAACCUAGCAACUCCUUAAAGUUAGCCGCUGUUAGACGGAAGCGCGGGCGGAAGUGAAGCGAUUUUAUCUUUAAUGUAAACAUCAAAAAUCUGUCAGAGGAACGGUAGAAGUGAAAUCAUACAUCUUAAAUAUUCGAUCUGAUACUGAAUCUCAACGUGAAGCGAUGUCACAGUAAGAGAUGCUAAAAGAUAAUUCUCUCGUAUUUGAUUAUAGAAGUUUAUUUUGAAGCUCCUGACAGGAAGUUCGGCAGCUUGACGUUGGUCUCCUGCAGCAGUAACGACAACAUAACGGUUAUAAACGGUUAUAAACGGCGGCUGUAACCGUUAUAAAGAGAAACAAACAGCCUGCAGGGAUGUAGAUUUACGGUAUUUUGUGUCCAGACUGAAAUUAGUUUAUAUUAACCAUAAAUAAUGGAAUACUUUGCGUUUUGUGGGCGUGUAUCUGCAGGGUAACGUUACUGGUGAGGAUCAAAUAAAAACCGGAAAGUCCAGUUUGAAGUUUGUCGGACACUAAAAAUCCAACUGCAGGACUUUACAACCCUUUAACAGCAACAGACAUUUCACCCUUUGACUCGUUGUCAGUGUCUGUGUGUGUCUCAGUAGAAGCAGCUGAGAUGUCCCGGCAGCAGUAGAGUCCAGUAGAAGCAGAGCGGAGGUGUGUGUGUGUGUGUGUGUGUGUGAUGUCGCUGCGUUCGAUGCUGCUUUGUUGGCUUUAGCGUCUGCGGAGCUUCAGGAUGCAGAUCCUGGUGGCGAAGCUGCUCGGCCUGCUGGGAUUGUUCGGCCUCAUGCUGGCCGGCAUCCUGGUGCCGGUGCGCCUCCUGCUGGUCGACUACGACAAGGCACACAGAUACAGGAAGGCUCUGUCUCUCUGCAACUCCUUCGGAGGAGGCGUGUUCCUGGCGACGUGCUUCAACACGCUGCUGCCGGCCGUCAGAGACAAGGUGGACGACGUGUUCCGGCAGCUGAAGAUCAGCAGCGAUUAUCCGCUAGCUGAGACGAUGAUGAUGCUCGGCUUCUUCCUCACCGUGUUCGUGGAGCAGGCCGUCCUCACCUUCAGGAAGGAGAAGCCGUCCUUCAUCGACCUGGAGACCUUCAACGCCGGCGGCUCCGAGGCCGGCAGCGACUCCGAGUACGACACGCCUUUCAUCUCUCCGGCGCGGGGCUCGCCGGGGGGCGGCGGCGGCGGCGGCGGUCACCGCUCACACGGACACCAGCACGGACACUUCAGCCCGGCCGAGCUGGCGGGGGCGGGGCCUCUACGCCUCGCCAGCCUGGUCCUGGCUCUGUCGGCGCACUCGGUGUUCGAGGGGCUGGCGCUGGGCCUGCAGGAGGACGGAGCCAAGCUGGGCGGCCUCUUCCUGGGCGUGGCCGUGCACGAGACGCUGGCCGCCGUGGCUCUCGGGGUGAGCGUUGCCAAGGCGGCGCUCGGCAUGAAGGACGCCGCUAAGCUGGGCGUCACCGUCAGCCUGAUGAUCCCGCUGGGCAUGGUGGUGGGCAUGGGCAUCGAGUCGGCUCAGACGCUGGCGGGCGCCAUCGUGUCGGUGGUGCUGCAGGGAUUCGCCGCCGGCACCUUCCUGUUCGUCACCUUCUUCGAGAUUCUGUCCCGAGAGCUGGACGACAAACAGGACCGGCUGCUGAAGGUGCUCUUCCUCAUCCUCGGCUACGGAGCGCUCGCCGCGCUCGUCUUCAUCAAGUGGUGACAGACGCAUCAUCGCCGACACGCACAGCAACACCAAAGCAAAACUCACAACUCUCAGCUGUGAGAGAAGGAAACAUCUGGAGCAGCUGCUCUUCUGACAACACAAACUAUUGAUUCUCUGAGUUUAUAACUAACAGUUAUUUUCAUUAUUGAUUGAUCAACCUGCUGAUUAGUUUUUUGAUUAAUAAACUUAGUUGUUUAUCUAUAAUAUAACAAAAAACACACACAUUUUAAUUGACCAACAGUCAAAAACCAAAAGAUAUUCAGUUUAAUAUCAUAUGUAACAAAGAAAAGCAGCAAAUGAUCACAUUUGAGAACCAGCUGAUAUUUUUGCCAGAAAAAUCACUAAAAUGAUAAAUCGAUUAUCAGAAGUUAUUUUCUGAUGAUUCACUAAUCGUUACAGCUCUAACUGCUUGUGCUCCUGACUGAUAUUAUUUGCUUCACCUGUUUUCAUAUUUAAAGGAACAGUUCAACAUUCUGACAAACACGUUUAUUUGCUUCCUUGCUGAGAUUUUAAUGACACCAACGAGCCGGACCAGCUGUUUCCUUUAUGUCUUUAUGCUAAGCUAAGCUAAGCUAAGCUAAGCUAAGCUAAGCUAACCGUAGUGUUAUAUUUAAUAUUCAGACUUGAGAGAUUAAUCCUGAACUCUAAAUCUCAGCGAGAGAUUUUCCAAAAUGUUGAACUAUUCCUUUAAGUGUUGAUCAGAUUGUUCCUACGUCUUUAUCUUACUACUGAAGUCUUUGUCCAUAAUAAGUUAUUUUUCUGAAGUUUGUAAACUUUAUCAUGUAACCAAAUUUACAAAAUAUCAACUAAUAAUCAAAUAAUCUGACUCGACAGUGACAGUACUUUAAUCUCAGGUAUUAAAGGAUAAUUUGAAGUUUUUUUUUUUCUACUUUGACAGAAUAUUCACAUGUGAAGUCACAUCAUGAGUCCAGUGCAGGUAAAAUAUCUGAUAUUUAAAAAGUGUUUAUAUUUACAUGUAAAAACUGUGUUUAUCCUUUAAUGAAACUCCACUCUGAACAGUUUCCUUCAUUUUUUUAUAAACCUGCUGAGUCUCUAAAUUAAGUUCAGACGUUGUUUUUCUACAGUCGGAUGAAGCUGUUAAAUCACAAAUAAAUACACUGGAGACCAUAAAAAAAAGAUACAUAUAAAUAUAUAAAUGUGCAUCUAAUCUUUAUUUUUUUUGACAUGUGUAUUAUUAUUAUGUGUUCAUAUUGUGAUCUUGUUUUGUAUUUAUGAUGGUUUGUGUCCCGCGUCUCAUAUUUUCAUGAAGGAAUUUCUCUUGUGUUUUCUGCCAUUAAACAGAUUAUUAUAAUAUUCA
Thunnus maccoyii (southern bluefin tuna) is the source of this 3158-nucleotide messenger RNA. RefSeq names its product zinc transporter ZIP3-like. Gene Ontology annotation, biological process: zinc ion transmembrane transport. Bases 872 to 1837 code for a protein of 321 amino acids. The transcript has 3 exons. NCBI's taxonomy places the organism in Eukaryota, Metazoa, Chordata, Actinopteri, Scombriformes, Scombridae. The record is from RefSeq and is a predicted model, not a curated record. Gene Ontology annotation, molecular function: zinc ion transmembrane transporter activity. Gene Ontology annotation, cellular component: plasma membrane.